AUGAGACGACUGGAGGGUUCCUCAAGAGCUCCGGUACGAUCGUCGCGUUGUGUGGGCCAGCGCGAUAUACCUGGCGAAGGCCCAUGCUACGUCUACGAGGACGGCACCUACUGUCGGGCUAUAAUAGACGGCGAGGCCGUGAACCCUUCCUGGGGCAUUACGAAGGCGGGGAAGCCUCGAAAACGACUCGCGCAGGCUUGCCUUACCUGUCGAGAGAAGAAGAUCAAGUGCGAGCCCGGGUAUCCAAAAUGCCAGCAAUGCGCCAAGUCGCAAAGAGUAUGCAGAGGAGGACUCAAUCAAAGCAAUGCAUCCGGCGAGACAUCACCGUCAAACUCCGCUCCGCUAUUUAAGAACCAUUCGUCCGAAGUCUUGAGUCCCGCAGCCAACUCAGAUAGAAACAAAGCUCCCGGAGAGCUGCGAGACUCAUCAAGAAAGGUUGACACUUGGAACUCCGGAACCCCGUUCAGACCUCGAAAGUACCGCCAUCAUACUAGCACGGACCCGAGAGACAUGUCGGUACAGUCGUACGAUUCGGAUUGGAGUGGUUCGGCAAAUGACCAGAGCCUUGACGAUCCCGGACGUGGCUCUUACUCCGAUCAACUUGCCCUCCAAUGGGAACAGGAUCCUUUCGAAACUGACCCUGGACUGACGAUGCACCUACUGGAUCUUUAUUUCAAUCACGCGGGUCGCGCGACCUAUGGCAUGUUUCCUCGUAGACCCUUCCUCGCAUGGGUAGAGGGUAACCGCGACAAGAACCACGACCACUUGAUGCUUUUAUACUCAGUCCUGGCUAUAGGCUCACUGUUUUCGGUUGAUGGAGAUAAGAAAGCCCUGGGAAAGAAGUUCGCUUCGGUUGCGUCAUAUGCAGCAGAAAAGCGGUUCGGGAAAUUCAGCCUGCAGUUAUGCCAGACUCGGCUGAUGCUCGCGCUCUACUAUUUUGCUCGCGGCAAGUCACAGGAGGCCUGGGACUAUUGUGGUGCUGGUCUGCGAGCUCUCAGCGCCCUGAAGCUGAAUUCUGAAGAAGGCGUUAAAGAGCUGGUUGAUAGCAGUGCCGAUUGGGACUAUGGACUUGAUCGUCAAAUGUUCGCGGAGUGCUGUCGUCGCACUUUUUGGUCCGGACUACUGAUGGAUGUAAGUCACGACGUCAUCAAGGUCCCAGCAUCCGUUGACUUGAUGCAACAACAGCGAUACAAUGGCUUCUUCGGAGGGACCCUUUUCGUCCUCAACUUGGAGGAUGCCUUCGUUCAGCUCCCAUGUCUGGACAGCAUGUACGAUGCAUCAACACCGUGUAACGCGCCGAUCCUAGACGAAGAUCUCCUGAGUGGAAAUGCCACUUCUGGCCCCGUUCUUGGCCACAUGGCGUAUCUAUGCCUGAUAUCGACGCUAUGGGGCGAGGUCCUUACCUUCACUAGCCGAGCUGCGCGUCGGCCCGACAGUACCUAUGAACGACAUUACGACACGUUCUACACGCGAAUCAAUGAGAAGCUGGAAGCAUGGCAUGCGAUGUUGCCGGAGGAACUUCGUUACAGCCCACGAAAUCUCGACAACAGCAUGGUUGCAGGAUACGCAGGUACAUUCGUGUCUAUACACGCUUUGUAUUACGCUACAAUCAUCCGGCUCAAUCGCCAUAUCAGAGUCAGCAUAUUACCAAUGGAAAAACAACGCCGAAAUCUGGAACGAGCCCUACGCAUGGCGUCCAACUUUCUGUCGAUGAUGCUUUCCCUAGCUCCAGCUAGCCGCCAACGUCUUUCGCCCACCGUUGCCUCGGACCUCUCGUUCUCGACGCCUUUCCCUGGUUACGCGCUCAUGCUUUCGGUCGAUGUAUUGACCUCUGCCGGGCUGUUAUCAUCAUUGCCGACUUUGAUCGAGACACUCAACACUACACUGACCUGUAUCGACGAACUAGCAGGCGUUUGGGCUUCUGCAAAAGCGCAGCAGAAGACAGUAUCGAAUCGGAUCAAGCAGCUCAUGGAUAUUGCCGCACAACAGGGCCAAGGCAUAAGCAACGGAAGUUACGGAAAUUUCUGGAGGAUCGGCAACAGUCUUGAGACGGCUUUCGGAAACGAUGAUGCGUUGUAUAAGACCGAAGACCAGUUGCUUUUCGGCGUUGUGGGUCAGCUUACGAGUCAGUAA
Molecule: messenger RNA, 2133 nt
Organism: Alternaria novae-zelandiae
Lineage: Eukaryota; Fungi; Ascomycota; Dothideomycetes; Pleosporales; Pleosporaceae
Exons: 2
Coding region: 1-2133 (710 amino acids)
Biological process (GO): DNA-templated transcription; regulation of DNA-templated transcription
Cellular component (GO): nucleus
Molecular function (GO): DNA binding; DNA-binding transcription factor activity, RNA polymerase II-specific; zinc ion binding
Source: RefSeq, a predicted model, not a curated record